ACAAAACUGCUUUACAUAGUUUAUAUAUGAAAUCAAAACUCAUUCCUUGUCAGUUUGUCACUUUAAAGCAUUGAUGUAUGCAAAUACCAGCUAUGAAUGGACAUAACCUUCAUAUAAAAGGAUUCACCAUGCAUGUAUGCGCGCUUCGAUUUUGGUUAUUACAUUAGUUGGAACGCUUGACACGAGUUUUGACGAAACUUCAAAUAUGAAAAAAGUUCAAUUUUAUUGGAAAAUUGUAGUAUGCAUCUCUGUUGUUAUUAUGUUUGUGAAUAUUAUUCCCUGGAUGAUCAAAUCUGAUGAAAAAAUGGAAUUUCUUUAUUUUGAGGCCGAAAUACAUGAUGACUUUCCAACUGUUGAAAAUGCUUCACCAAAGAUUCCACAUAUUCUACACCAAACCUACAAAUCUGAAAUAAUUCCGGAAGCUUAUGUCCCACAGAUCAAUUCUUUCCUUAAAUACCAUCCAAACUGGACGUAUUACUUUUGGUCAGAAAGUUCAGCUAGAAAGCUAAUUGCGCACAAAUUUCCGUAUUUUCUCAAUGUUUGGGAUGGAUACAAACAUCCCAUAAAUCGAGCAGAUGCUCUGAGAUACUUUGUGCUUUAUGAAUAUGGCGGGGUGUAUGCGGACUGUGAUAUGAGAUUUCUACGUUCAUUGGACAAUGCUACUAAGGCGUUCGCUGCUAUUAUUCCACCAGAACCGUUUGAGCACAGCGUGUUUCGAUUGAAAAUGCCGCUCCUCACAAAUAACGCUAUAAUGUUAAGCCGACCUAAACACCCAUUCUUCAAAUUGCUAAUUGACAGGCUUGAAGCUACUAAAGAUGAACCCGGAUUGCUGGAGGUGGCUGGACCUGUAUUUCUUCAAGAAGGCUUUUUAGUGUACAACAACAUACGAAAAAAAAAUCUUUAUACAUUACAAAAUCAUUCGUACUUAAAUGGACUUGUGCCAUAUAAUUUGCAAGGCAAGUUUAAAUAUCCUUUACAUCAUCAAGACAAUGUGCUUGUGCCAAAUACCCAUUUUUUCAUGAAUACGCUUGCUUGGAAGUUUAAAACCAACGAAGUGCUAAAUUUAUGUAAAGAUAUAUAUGAAAACAAACUUUUUAGCUUUUUCUCGUCUUCUAAGUGCGUACGAAGUGACGUCGCGACGCUUUGUUCAUCUGAAUACUUUCAAUCGCGUGACAUGUGGAAAAGAGGGUGUAAUGAAAUUGUUAGAAGAGAAGGGCGUUCAAAGAAGGACCAUUCAAGAUUCACAUUCACCGAACAUUUGUGGCACACAUCGUAUGAGAAGGUGAAACGAACUGCCUUUGAUAAUUGGGUAGACAUUAAAACUGUUGUCCCUAAGGCUGUGAUUUACAAUUAAAAACAAUACUGUAUUCAUUAGACAAUGAGUUUUCAUACAGAAUUUGAUUUGUUGUCAUGACUAUCAUUUAACUUCACCAACCUCUCAAUGUGUGAACAAAUAAAUAAGUUUUGAUAUCUAGCCCAAAAUGUUAUGGUAUUAUUUUAAAAUAUGGGUUGCAAAUACAAACGACAUCGUCUAAUUAAUAUACAACAUCCUAACAAAUUGUUUUCUACAUAAAAUUAUGAGUGUAAACAUGCUGUCGAAAACUGUACCCAGUGUUCCUUAAGAAACACUAGAUAACCGUUGCAUUAUAUCAAAACAUUUUCAUUAUAAAAUCAUAACUAAUCGUAUUAAAAACCAACAAAACCAUUGAAUUUGGUCGCCUUUCGAAUCGCUGUCGAGCAUAGAACUGACCAGCAACAUUUUCCCGGUUAAAACCACCGACCAAAAGCCAUUGGUCGCCUGACUUAUACAUUUGAUUUAACCGCGCACCAAUAUUUGUGCUCCAAAAUGUUAAAACAUAAGUGCUGUGCUAUACUCCGUAACACAGAACUAGUAAGUGUAUGGAGUUAUCAGGCAUGAAUGUUAAACGUGAAGGUUAAAGGAGUUUAUUAAGUGGUCGGAUUCCUCAAGUACACUGUACAUUGUGCGUCACAGCACUUAGUUCUUAACGUUUGGUGCAUAACAUACACACAUGUUUGGGAACUAUGGUUUACUUAAUGAUGCUGUUGGAAAAUAUACAUUGCAUGUUUUGAUAUUUGCAAGGAUUUCAACUUCGAGCUUUAUCUUUAUAUCAUAAUAUAUUUUCUUAUUUCAAACUAGAAAUUCAUGAAACGCAUUCAUCAUGUCUAUAUUUGAUCUAGUGGUGUGUUUUUAAUUAACUAGCUUUGUGUCCCUCACUGAAUCACUUAUUUCAUUACACCUACAUGUACGGGCUAAGUGGUUAAAGUUUAUUUGAUAUGCUAAUUUAAAUAUGAGUUAUGAAUGCUUUUCCUCAAUUCAAUUAAAAGAAUGGAUCAAAUUAAAUUUUGUACCUUUCACACAUUUUGAAUGUGAGUAAGUUUUUUCGCACUGAACAAAUUGCCUUUAGCUGUCUUGGCUUAUUGUGUAAAUAAAUUACAUAUAUUUCUAAAUGUCUUGUUUGUUUGGGAUUAAUCAUAUUUUGACGAUGGGAAUGAAUUUACAUCAAAUAUGACUUUGGGCGAAUUGCCUUUUUACAAUCUUUUUUUUUUCUUUUGUUAAUUGCAUUUAUGUAUGUAUGUCUUGUUUGUUUGGUAAUUAAGUGCGUCAAAGCAAGUUUAUAAUGUUUGCGGCAUUACAUACAAAUAUAUUCUGAAACUAUUGUAACAAACUUUUAAAUAAUGUAUAUUGCAUAUUUCAUAUAUUUUGUUGCAUUUCAACUACAAGCUUUAAUUUUUGCAUAUAUUUCGUUAUUUCAAACCAUUACGUACUAGUAAUUUAUGAAACUAUUCCACGGCCUCUAAACGUCAGCUCCACAGUUCGCACAAUAUUGAAACGAAAUGGUAGCCAGCCUGAAGUUCUUACACGGUACCACAUUCUCCUAUUUUCGAAAUAUGUCCGUUAAAUAAAAUUAUCAAAUAAAAUGUAAGCCAUCUUUAUGACUGUGUGUUCAUGUAAAUAUAUAGAACAGCCCCACCACGGAAGUGUCGACAGCUCGUUUUCUUUGCACCACCUUUGAGUGGUGGAGCUGGUGUUUAGAGGUCGUGUAUUUGUCAAGACCUAUCUUGUUAUAGUGUUUGUUUUUUUACAAUUUACUAGCUUGUGUGGUAAAGUUGAAUUCAGUCAUUGAAUCAUUUCACUUGCAUGCACGUGCUUGCUGCUUGAAGUAUCAUGUUAAGUGAGUUUUGAAUGUUUUUCCUUAGUUCGAUCAAUAGAAUGGAUCGAAUUAUCAUUUGUAUCUUUCACAAUUUCACCGUUUGAGUUUUGUUUUUGUUUGCUUGUGAUGAACCAAUUGCGUUAUACAGUCGUGGCUUGUUUCGUAUAUUUAUUUAAUGUAUUUGUGUAUGUCUUGUUUGUUUGCGAUUAAUCAAAUUUUGACGAAGAGUGUUAAAUUACAUUAAAUAUUACUUUGA
Molecule: messenger RNA, 3429 nt
Organism: Mya arenaria
Lineage: Eukaryota; Metazoa; Mollusca; Bivalvia; Myida; Myidae
Exons: 2
Coding region: 137-1354 (405 amino acids)
Biological process (GO): mannosyl-inositol phosphorylceramide biosynthetic process
Molecular function (GO): mannosyltransferase activity
Source: RefSeq, a predicted model, not a curated record